UUUGUGAAACAUUUAUCUAAAGCGUCUAAAUAAACGUUUUUACUUCCGCUGCUUUUAUUGUGAAGGUCAGGAGUCACACCUCGUGACUUCCGCUCGUGAUGUAAACAGUGAAGAUGGCGGCCUGCUGUGUGCGUCGCGCUGUCCUCAGGUUCAGGUGUCCAGGAGGAAACGUGAGACAGAUCUCAGCUGGAAGGCUGCAGAGCGGCGGCUGUGUGACUCCGGAGUCUGUGCAGGGGACGCGCUCGGCAUGCUGGGUAAAAGUAAGCAGCUGUGAGUUCAUUGGUACAACUUUCCAGAGCUCACAGAGUGGAGGAGGAGGAAGAGGAAGAGUGCUGUGGGCGGCAGUCGCUUUUUCCCUGUUCGGCAGUACUGAUGAAGACCAACGAGAUGAAGCCCAGCAGAAAGAGGAUGAAAUGAUCCUGCUGCUGAAGAAGGCCAAGCUCAGUAUAUAUCGGGGGCAGCUGCAGGCCGCCUCUGGUUUCCUCCAUCAGGCCGUGGUUCUGGCUCAUCAGACCCACAACAACCAGGCCAUCAUCUACACCUACAGUCUGAUGGCGAAUCUGGCCUACGUUCAGGGUCAGCUGGAGCACGCAGAGAAACUCUUCAAGGCGGCGAUGAGCUUCAUGCUGUCGGGAGGAACUCCACAGGACGACAACGCUGUCAUCGAGAUGUCUCUGAAGCUCGCCACCAUCUACGCCGAGCAGAGCAAGGCGGAGCUUGCAGAGCACGGGUUCAGGUUCUGUACGGAGUCCCUGGAGGCCAAACUGGAGAAACAGAAGGAGGUCCCUGCAGAGGAGCGGACAGAGGAGCAGGAAGAUCUGAGGAAGGAGACCCGCCUCCUGCUCGGUCUGUGUUUGGACUCGCGGGCUCGAUACCGAGCUUCAACGUUGCACCUGAAGCAGGCCGGACAGGACUACCAGAACGCCCUGAACAUCUGCCGCCAGGAGCAGGGAGAGACACACCCCCAGACUCUGGUGCUGAUGAGCGACCUGGCCACCAUCUUGGAUCUGCAGGGUCGCCAUGACGACGCCCUGGCGCUGGUCCAGCAGGCCGUGGAUCUGAGCCGCUCCGCCGGACACCCGGACCAGCACGUGCUGCUGGGAAACAUGGCCGGCAUUCUGCUGCACAAAGGCCAGCUGGAGGACUCAGUGCGGCUCUACCAGGAGGCUCUGAGUCUGGCUCGGCAGGCCGGAGACCAGGAGGCUGUGGACCAGAUCCAGGAGGGACUGAAGGAGGUGAAGAAGAGGAGGAGCGAGGAGAGGAAGGAGGAGAAGAAGUGAUCGGUUCUCCUGAGAACUCAUCGGCCUACAACAAACUGUAUCUGACUCCUGGAUCCGGGUGACCCCCGACCCCCAUCAGGACAGAGACCCUGAUAUACCUAUUGAUUACCUUCACGCUGUGAUGUUUGUGUUUGUGUGAAACAGUCUGAAAUAAAACUCUUUGUCCUGUAGUGAA
Molecule: messenger RNA, 1455 nt
Organism: Micropterus salmoides (largemouth bass)
Lineage: Eukaryota; Metazoa; Chordata; Actinopteri; Centrarchiformes; Centrarchidae
Product: tetratricopeptide repeat protein 19, mitochondrial-like
Exons: 11
Coding region: 114-1280 (388 amino acids)
Biological process (GO): mitochondrial respiratory chain complex III assembly
Cellular component (GO): mitochondrial inner membrane
Molecular function (GO): protein binding
Source: RefSeq, a predicted model, not a curated record